UGGAUAUGAGUUAAAGUGAACCAUGUUGAACGGGACCGCAGACCGCGGCGGCGUAUCGCUGCAGUCGUCGCCUGUGAAAGUCUCCACAUCACCAGUUAGGGCAUCUCCUAGCCCAGUGAGGGCGCCACCGUCGCCUCUAAAGUCCUCUUUGUCCAGUGGAAGGCAAAGCUCUCCUCGGCGAUGCCAGUUUGCAGCACCAGUAGAGGAUGCUAGGGAUAAGUGCGGCACCUCGUGGCUUUGUAGGAGAGGGGCGGGAGUAGGGGAGGAGUCGGAACCUGAAAGGUCGCCGGGGCCAAGCGCACCUUUGCCCCAGGGGUGUGAGGACUCCGCGCCUCCGGCGAAGAACUGCUACAGACUGGUCAUGUUGGGUUCCGCACGAGUUGGCAAGACUUCUUUAGUGGCGCGGUUCCUGGGCACCAAAUUCGAAGACUGCUACACACCCACCAUUGAAGAUUUUCAUCGAAAGCUGUACAGGAUCCGCGGGGAGGUCUACCAGCUGGACCUUCUGGAUACGUCGGGAAACCAUCCCUUUCCCGCGAUGAGGAGGCUUUCGUUUCUUACUGGUGAUCUCUUUGUGCUGGUCUUCGCGAUGGACAGUCGCGAGUCGUUUGAGGAGGUGAUCCGUCUUCGGGAGCAGAUCCUGGAGACGAAGGCCAGCGCGACGAGCGGCAGCAGUCGGGGGCGACGGCAGAUGCCCAGGGUACCGAUGGCGAUUGCAGGGAACAAGUGCGACCGGGAGCUGAAAACAGUCCAACCCGAGGAAGCGACGGCGUACUGCACAACCCAAGACUCGGCGUGCGUCUUCGUCGAAACAUCGGCGAAGAAAAACUACCGAGUCGAUGACCUCUUUUACGAGCUGUUUGUAGUCGCAAACCUUCCCUUAGAAAUGGCACCGAACCACCACAAACGCGUGAGCACCGCCUUCGGGAGCCCCUGUACCCUCCCUCCCACUAGUAGCCAAAGCAAUAGGAGUAAAAAGUGCACCCUCUCAAUAAAAAGGAGAUUGUCGGACGCGUGCGGCGUCGUCGCUCCAAACGUGCGACGGCCCAGCAUCCGCACCGACCUUAUGAUAAUGAGAACAAAGACUUGUGCCAAAGGAGACGGAGACAGCGCCAGCGGCAGUCCCAAAAUCAACCUGAACAGACUGGUCCGGCCGAGCGGGCAGAACGAGAAACGCUCCUGCGUCAUACAGUGAUAUAUAGAUAUUACAAUAUUGGUAAAAAUCUCAGGACGAGUACGCAACAGGUGCUAUAAGUCAUAAUUAUUGGCCGGCUAAGGAAACGACCGUAAAUACCCCAUUAGAAUAAAUUGAACGAUCCGUAGGAAUAAUCAGAGACGGCACAAUUUACAUAAUUCCAAUGAACUCAAUCCGAUGGCGAAUAAACGUUUAAUUAAAUAUUGAAACUCGAUUCCGAAGGCUUUGUUGAGACGAUUUAAAAUUACUUAAUGGGCUCGGGAGGGACUGAGUUGCUUUACGAUGCAAGUUUGUCGUGUUGAAUAAAUGAUACAAAUUGUUGUCGAGCUUCAGAUGUGUUAUGAAGUUUUAAAAUAAGGCCGCGAUCGCUCCAAGCGAACGGUUUCCGAUGACUGCUGUUUGAAAAUCAAAGGUAUUGUUUCAGAUUGAACUACCUUCUAUUGCAAAUUGGUUCCAAUCUGAAUGAGUGUGAGUUAAAAUAGCAUCGACGUAGCGUACACUCUCUUUAAUUAUAUUGGGCGCUGAUUCAAGGCAGUCAGCCGAAAAUUGUUUCGCUGAAGUGGUAGCGGCUAAAAAUGUUUAAUGGAUUAUAAAUUAUUAAAAUAUUUACUCUGUUUCUUUAUAUUAUUUCUCACUUCGAAAUUUCUAUUCUAUAUUUAUCGCUGAAAAUCUUUAAAAUGUAAGAAGAGGUUUAAAAAAUAAUUAUCAUUGUUAUGAUGGGACCAAAUCGAAAUUUCUAUAUUUUGUUUGUGAUUGUUUGUUGCUUAUUGGACAUAUGAUAAUUUGUGGAAUAUUUUAUGGUCUCCUAUUAUAUAACCUGACAUAAUUUUGGUGAGUCCAAUCACAAAGUUCACAGUUUAUGUCGAAAGAAAUAGGUAUAUAGAAAUGUAUGAGUCUUUGAUAUUUAUGAAUUAGAUUCUAUAUGUGUUAUAUACUGUUUAUUGGUGGUAGUAUGGCUUACCAUUACGCGAGCGGCAUGCAGGCCUCGUCCUUCAAUUUCAA
This is a messenger RNA of Manduca sexta (tobacco hornworm), 2197 nucleotides long. Its product is annotated as GTP-binding protein Rhes. Gene Ontology annotation, molecular function: GTPase activity; GTP binding. NCBI's taxonomy places the organism in Eukaryota, Metazoa, Arthropoda, Insecta, Lepidoptera, Sphingidae. The transcript is spliced from 4 exons. Bases 23 to 1195 code for a protein of 390 amino acids. The record is from RefSeq and is a predicted model, not a curated record.